CUACUCGUCAGACUCUGAGCCUGAGGUAAUUCGGUGCUGAAUGGCGCUGAUUGACUCCUGAGACCUGACGCUGCUGAGAUCCACUUCGCAGAUGAGGGAAUUCUUAUAAAUUAUUGAACACGUCAGAGAAUUCAUCAAACCGAAGCCGUGGCCGUAACAAUUUGUCAUCCUUAUAUUACACAUGGCUGCCAAGCACAUCGGUGACUAGACGACGGGUGUGAAAACAGGCAAGUGGCCCAGGGAGCGGAGGCAAUUGCAUCACACUACAGUGGUGAUCCGGCAGUCAAAAGUCUUCACAUAUCCAAAACAUGUCAGGAGCCCUGCUUUUGCCAGCUUCAGGAGGGGCAAGGUUUAGCCGUUGCUCAAAGAAGGCAAUUAGAUUUGCAAUUCACGGUUGUGCAAAUAGACCAUUUUAUCACAUAGUUGUUAUGGAUAAACUAAAGUCCCAACAUGGUUUUGUCAUUGAGCAACUUGGAACAUAUGAUCCAAUGGUCAACUCCCGGGGAGAAAAAUUGUGUUCGCUUAAUCUUGAAAGAAUUUCAUAUUGGAUUGGAGAAGGCGCUGACAUUUCUCAGUCAUGCUCAGUUUUGUUUGGCCUAGCUGGGCUUUUGCCCAUCCACCCACGAACAUACAUGGAAGCAUGGAGAAACAGGAAGAAAUCAGGAGAGGGCGAACCAGCUGCGGAUACUACCUAAAAACCUCUUUGCAUAUUUGUACUUUAGUACAUAUGUACAUAAGUUGAAAAAAAAUUGUUAGCCACAGUUCUUUAAGAUUUCCUUAAUUGAUUAACUCUUCUGUCUCCAUACAUCAAAGAUAAUGAUGUUGGUUAAUAACACUGUCCAUGCAGAGGAUUGUAAAAAAUAAUCAUUAAUAAAUUAUUUAACUAGACAA
Molecule: messenger RNA, 891 nt
Organism: Macrobrachium nipponense
Lineage: Eukaryota; Metazoa; Arthropoda; Malacostraca; Decapoda; Palaemonidae
Gene: mRpS16
Product: small ribosomal subunit protein bS16m-like
Exons: 6
Coding region: 309-695 (128 amino acids)
Biological process (GO): mitochondrial translation
Cellular component (GO): ribosome; mitochondrial small ribosomal subunit
Molecular function (GO): structural constituent of ribosome
Source: RefSeq, a predicted model, not a curated record